Messenger RNA from Prorocentrum cordatum, 793 nucleotides. The record is from the annotation of a GenBank genome assembly. NCBI's taxonomy places the organism in Eukaryota, Dinophyceae, Prorocentrales, Prorocentraceae.
GACGUGGGGCGCGAGCCCGACGUCUGCGAGCUGGUGGCUGACGCUGGGCCGCGCUCCAGGAGCGCAGACAGGGCAGAGGCCUUCCGGCGCACGGUCGGCCAGGAGCACACCUUCGAGCAUGCGGUCGACGGCUUCGAGCCGCAGUGGACGCGCAGUUUCGGGGAGGCCGCCGCGCAGGGGGCCGGCGCAAGGCUGCUCCACGACGGGCGGCCGGCGGCGGCGCCGCGGAGGGCCUGCGACGUGGACCUGGGCGGCUUCUGGGGGCGCGUGGUGGUGGAACAUUGGCGCAUCAUCCAUGCCCGCGUUCGAGCGCCUGAUCGAGAAGCUGAGGUCAGUGCAGGUGUACCGCCUCGACCUGAGCGACAACGGCCUCAACGGCAACUUCGUGCCCGGCGUCCUCGCGGUGGCCCGCCGCGGCGUGCGGCAGCUGGACCUCUCGCGGAACGCGCUGGAGGCCGAGGCCAUGCAGAGCCUCCUCCGCGCCCUGCCGCCCGCCGCGCCCCGGCUGGAGAGCCUGGACCUGCGGUUCAACCCGUGCCAGCACCGCACGACCUUCGCCGCGAGCGUGGCCGGUGCAGUGCAGCAGCUCAAGGGCCUGGUCCGCCUCGCCGUCACGGUGCGCUGCGACGCGGGCUCAACCGGCGCCGACGCCGGCGCUCCCGGGCGAAUGCGCGCAUUAAAGCCCGCCCCUGGGCUAUUCGCCCUCAGCGUCGCGGCCGAGGCACCAGCACCACCACGGCGGGGGCCACCUCCAGCGAGGAGGUCCGCGCCCCCUGGCCGAGCUGGGAACUAG